AGAGUUCAUUAUAGGAAUACAAUUGUUCAAGUCAUACAUGGUGCUGUCUUCGUCCUCAAAAUUUUGGAGCAAAGAGUUUCUGGGUUGCGUGUAUAUUGUUUGAUGAAAUGCAUGGCCGUUUGGUUAAAUGAUUUGCUGUCAAGAUCGCGAGUAUAGCAGAAACGUACAAGACGGGAAGGUCGCGGAUUGCAGGUUCGGUAUUUUCUCGUGAAAGCAAUUGUGCGGGCUCGAGCUUUGUUAUCCAGUUCGGAUGCCAUCACAUGUAGUUGGGCUUUCCGGGUAGGGUUUAUAAUGACCCAAUUUAAAAAAUUAAAAAAAGAAAACCUUUUUUCCAAGGCUUCUCUAUCGCAAGUCGGAACCAAACAGUAUCUUGCUCUGCUCGACUGUGUCCCCAACCAUCACUGCAUACCCAUUAUAACGCUGGUGUCGUAGUUGUCAGCCAUCACAGCACUCGCGUUGCUAUUGCUGACGCUUGCAUAACCGUCGAUAGGGUUCGCGUCACUAUCUCUUACUCUUGCAUCACCACCACCGGCGUUGCCUUCAUCAUUACCGGCGCUGCCUUCAUCGUCGUCGGUCUUGCGUCGAUCGUUGUUUCGGCUGUUCAGAGGAGAUAGCAUUUGGUCACAACGAAGGAAGGAAAAUGGUGUUUGGGCAAGUAGUAGUUGGGCCUCCUGGCUCUGGCAAAACAACUUAUUGCAAUGGCAUGUCUCAGUUUCUAAGUCUCAUUGGAAGGAAGGUUGCUGUUAUCAAUUUGGAUCCAGCUAAUGAUUCAUUACCCUAUGAUUGUGCUGUGAACAUAGAGGAUCUUGUGAAACUAAGUGAUGUAAUGGUGGAACAUUCACUUGGUCCAAAUGGGGGUCUUGUGUAUUGCAUGGAUUAUCUUGAGAAAAAUAUCGACUGGUUGGAAGCAAAAUUGGAACCUCUUCUGAAAGAUCACUACCUUCUCUUUGAUUUUCCUGGCCAAGUUGAGCUCUUUUUCCUUCAUUCAAAUGCCAAGAAUGUCAUCAUGAAGCUCAUAAAGAAAUUGAACCUAAGGUUAACUGCAGUGCAUUUGAUUGAUGCCCAUCUUUGCAGUGACCCUGGGAAGUAUAUUAGUGCAUUGCUUUUGUCCUUGUCCACGAUGCUACAUCUAGAACUCCCUCACGUAAAUGUCUUGUCUAAAAUUGAUUUAAUUGAGAGCUACGGAAAGCUAGCCUUUAACCUUGAUUUCUAUACAGACGUGCAAGACUUGUCAUAUUUACAAUACCAGCUCGAUCAAGAUCCUCGCUCUGCUAAGUACAGAAAACUCACAAAGGAACUAUGUGAAGUUAUUGAGAACUUCAGUCUUGUGAGUUUUACAACCUUAGAUAUUCAGGACAAAGAGAGUGUAGGGAAUUUGGUGAAGGUGAUAGACAAAUGCAAUGGGUACAUAUUUACCGGUAUAGAAGCAAGUGCAGUUGAAUUUAGCAAGAUUGCAGUUGGUCCUGUUGAUUGGGAUUAUUAUAGAGUUGCAGCAGUGCAAGAGAAGUACAUGAAGGAUGAUGAAAAUAUUGAUGAUAAUGAAUGAUGGGUAAAGGUGAAUAAUUGAAAGAGAAUGGCACUUUGGUGAGUAAUUUUACUUUCUCCAUUCGCUGUUACGUUGCUUUGGGCUGUUGUUUUGCCUACCUGUGAAACCAUGGUUCACACUACAGCUUGUGCCUAAAAGAAUGUUCCAGAUUUGGCUGACUUUGUAUAUUAUUAUAAUUUAAUUAUAAUCCUGUAGUUCUGAAUGAGUAUAGUUGGGUGACUAGUAAUUGUUUAUAGUUUCAAUAUUAAUAUGUUUAUCUUUUAAAUGACA
Vigna unguiculata (cowpea) is the source of this 1816-nucleotide messenger RNA. RefSeq names its product P-loop containing nucleoside triphosphate hydrolases superfamily protein (gene QQT1). Gene Ontology annotation, cellular component: cytoplasm. Lineage: Eukaryota; Viridiplantae; Streptophyta; Magnoliopsida; Fabales; Fabaceae. Gene Ontology annotation, molecular function: GTPase activity. The record is from RefSeq and is a predicted model, not a curated record.